Messenger RNA from Aspergillus aculeatus ATCC 16872, 1420 nucleotides. RefSeq names its product H(+)-transporting V1 sector ATPase subunit C. Lineage: Eukaryota; Fungi; Ascomycota; Eurotiomycetes; Eurotiales; Aspergillaceae. Gene Ontology annotation, biological process: proton transmembrane transport. The record is from RefSeq and is a predicted model, not a curated record. Gene Ontology annotation, cellular component: vacuolar proton-transporting V-type ATPase, V1 domain. The transcript is spliced from 5 exons. The coding region runs from base 72 to 1244 and encodes 390 amino acids. Gene Ontology annotation, molecular function: proton-transporting ATPase activity, rotational mechanism.
GGUACCCUUGCAGCUCUCGAAAUCGCCCGAUAGUCAGUCCCCGCACCUCCUCGUCCCGUGCUGCUGCCACCAUGUCCAAGUCCACCAAGUACCUCCUCGUCUCGCUCCCCACCUCCAUCACCCCCUCCCACCAUCGCGACGAUGCCCUCGAUGCCGUCUCUGCCACCGUCGCUCCCGAGAAUGGCUCCGUUGCCCCCUUCCCCAUCCCAGAAUUUAAGAUCGGUACCUUGGAUGCCUUAGUGCAGCAGGCUGAUGAGCUGGCCAAGCUGGAGGCCGCCUGCCAGGGGGUCGUCGCCAAGGUCGGCGAUGCGCUGAAGAAUAUCUUGGAGGGGGACGAAGCGCAGAUCGAGAAGAUGAAGACCGUGAACGAUAAGCCGGUGGACCAAUAUCUACGCACAUUUUCCUGGAACAAAGUCAAGUACCGGGCCGAUAAGCCUCUGGCGGAAUUGAUCGACUUGCUACAAAAGGAGGCCGCUAGUAUCGAUAACGACAUCCGCACAAAGUAUACCCAGUACAACCAGGUGAAGAAUACGUUGGCGACGCUUCAGCGGAAGCAGACGGGUAAUCUGUCCACUAAAUCGCUCGCCUCGGUCGUCGACCCGCGCACCCUGGUCCAGGAUUCCGAAUACAUCGAGACGCACCUCAUCGCCGUGCCCGCUCAGCAGAUCAAGGAGUUCCUCAAAACUUACGAGACUGUCGCGCCGAUGGUGGUGCCGCGGUCGGCCACGCUCGUGGCCUCGGACAACGACUUCACGCUGUACGCCGUCACGACGUUCAAGAAGCACAGCGUCGAGUUCGUACACAAGUGCCGUGAGAGCAAGUGGAUCCCGCGCGACUUCAAGUACGUCGCCGGCGGCAAGGAGGAGGAGCGGCGGGAGGUCGAGCGCGUGGGCGGCGACGAGCGCAAGCUCUGGGGGGAGACGCUCCGGCUGGGCCGGACGGCGUGGAGCGAGGCGGUCAUGGUUUGGAUCCACGUGCUGGUGCUGCGGGUGUUUGUGGAGACGGUGCUGCGAUACGGGCUGCCAUUGGACUUUGUCUGCACUUUGAUCCGGACCGCGAGCUCGAAACAAGCGGACAAGGCGAAACACAACCUGGAUGACAAGUACUCGUAUCUGGCGGGUAAUGCGUUCGGGCGCGACAAGAAGGGCCGGGUGAAGCGCGACGACCCGAGCGAGAUGCACGGCGAGGGAGCCGCGGCGGCCGAUUAUACGGCAUACGUGUAUUAUGACUUUGAGUUCCAGUGAUUACUGCCAUGGUGUCUAUUCUACCUGAGCUUUUUUUCUCUCUUUGUGUUGUGGAUAUGUAUAGCGUACAUAGAGUCGAAUGGCAUGCUUGAUUGAGCCUUGCGUGACAGUUUGUCUACUCGAUUGUUUUCAAUGCCGGUGAAAAAAAAAAAUAUCUAUUUGUAUAUAUACAGAUU